AUGCAACCAACUAUCAUUCUUGUCACUGGUGCUAACAAAGGCUUGGGCUUUGAAGUUGUGAAAAAGCUUGUGACUGCUUCAACUGAUCCCAAUAAGACAAUUAUUCUACUCGGCAGUCGUGAUAUACAACGAGGGCAAGAAGCUAUUUCUCGAUUAUGUUCACCACCGAAUGUACACUUACUUCAAUUGGAUACUUCGUCACAAGAUAGUAUCGCUCGUGCUACUAAUGAGAUUAAAGAAAAAUAUAAUGGCCAUCUUGACAUUCUCAUCAAUAAUGCAGGUAUAAUGACACGAAAAACAACGAUCGAUGCAGCUCGAGAAGUAUUUGCUACGAACUAUUAUGGUAUCAAAAUGAUCAAUGAGUAUAUGUUUCCUCUUUUGCAAGAAAAUGGUCGUAUUGUGAAUGUGUCAAGUGAAGUAGGUUCUUGGACUUUGCAUACAGCAUCGAGUGACCUUCAGAACAAAUAUUCGUCACCGACAUUGACAACAGAAGAAUUAGAUCAACUUGUGAAAGAUUUUUUUUCAGCUAUUGAACAAGGCAAGGUUGAUACAAGUGGUUAUGAUUCUAAAUGGCCAAUGUUAAUAUAUGGCAUGUCUAAAGCUGCUCUCACUGCUCUCACUCGAAUCGAAGCACGUCAAUGGUCAGCUAUCAAGAAUAUUUUAGUACUGGCUGUAUGUCCCGGUUAUUGUGCUACUGAUGCGACUUAUCAUGCAUCAGGAGCUCGUCCUGUUGAAUUCGGCGCUGAUUCUAUUCUUUGCGUAGUCAACACUCGACCAAAUGAACUUGAAAAUGGUGCUUUCUAUCAAGACGGAAUAAAAAAAUCGCAAGUCAUUGCUUGUACAGUGGACCUACCCAAAUAUGAAGAUCCCGAAAAAAAUAAGAAAGACUAA
Molecule: messenger RNA, 891 nt
Organism: Rotaria sp. Silwood1
Lineage: Eukaryota; Metazoa; Rotifera; Eurotatoria; Philodinida; Philodinidae
Source: the annotation of a GenBank genome assembly